AAUCGGAGUGUAAACGCAUGCAUGACUCCGAAGUCGGAACUCAGUUUUCCAGUAAGCCAAGUUACACCUUAGCACUUAGCCCUCGCACUGUGCUUCCUUCCGCCGCCGAUGGCGACCGUGGCGGCGCUCUUUUCUCACCUCCGCCGCGCGCGGCCAUCCUCCUCUCUCCUCUAUCUGCCACGCGUCCUCACCUCUCAACGUCCUCCUCCACUCCCCGCUCCCGCCUUACCUCACUCUCACUCUCACUCUCACUCUCCAACCCUCGCAUUUCUCGACGCGUUCCGCUCACGCGCUUUCUCCACUCGCUCUUCCCACGACCGCGAUUCGUCGCUGGACUCGUUCGGUGUCGACUCGCCGGCUAACUCGGAGCUUCUGAAAACAAUCACCGAUAGCAGUGGCGGCGGUGAAGACGACGCCGUUUUUCCCGUUCGCGCGGUGAUUUGGUUGCUCGAAUCACUCCACGAUAUUUCUGGAUUUCCGUGGUGGAUUACUAUAGUUUCCUCUACUUUGGCGCUCAGAAUUGUUAUCCUUUGUCCUUUGAUUCUGACACUUCACAAGCUUAAAAGGAUUGGAGAGUUCUUUCCUAAAUUGCCUCCUCCAUUCCCACCACCUUUCUCAGGAAAGAGUUAUAUUCGUCAGUUUCUAUUCUUCCAGAAGAAGAGAAAAGCAAUUGGAUGUCCCUCUUAUGCGUGGCCACUGGUACCAUACAUUGUACAGGUUCCAUGCUUUUUCUUGUGGAUGAUUAGUGUAAGGAAGAUGUCACUGGAUGGUCACCCUGGUUUUGAUUGUGGUGGUGCUUUGUGGUUCCAGAAUUUAACAGAACUCUCUCACGGUUAUUCAGGGUUCAUCUUUCCUUUUCUGAUUGCUGGUUUGCAUUACCUCAAUGUUCAGAUAUCUUUUGGGAAACCUUUGGUUGCUGAGACAAGGGAUAUUUUUGACUUAUUAGCCAAAUAUUAUAAGCGAUACUUGGACUUUCUAACGGUGCCUAUAGCUUUCAUGGGCUUUUGCAUUCCUCAGGGGAGCCAGCUCUAUUGGAUUACCAAUAGUUCAUUAACUUUCAUUCAGCACAUAGCCCUUAGACAUCCUGCUGUCCUUGCAAAGUUGGGGUUACAAGACAAGAAUAGUCCAAAGGUAGCUUCUAAGGAAAUUGAUGCUUCUAAAACAGCUCCUUUGCCAGGGUUACAAGACAAUAGUUCAACAACAACUAUCAAGGAAACUGUUUCUCCUAAAAAAAAUCCUUUGGAUUCACCAGAAAAGUGGCAUAGAAUACCUACAGAGGAGAUGUCCCCUAAAGAACUGACUGCUCUUUCUGUCCCAUUUCUAAACGGUGAUGAUAAAGAAAGUGCCAUUCCCUUACUAAAACUAGCCCUUGAUAAGGACCCUGAAUAUGUACGAGCUUUAGUUUUGAUGGGUCGGGUUCUAUUGCUGAAGCAUGUUAAUGAUGAAGCUAACGAAUACUUUGAGCGUGCAAUAUCAAAUCUUUCUCUUGCUGGACAUCCAACUGAUGCGGAAGAAGUUGAUCUUUUGAUUCUUUCAUCCCAGUGGGCUGGAAUUGCCUGCGAGCGACAGGGAUAGAGGGCCGAAGGAAGGGCACACUUUGAAAGAAUAGCAAAUAUGGAGGAGCCAGAAGAUCCUACUAGCAAAGGCUAUUAUUUUGAUGGGUUGCUGUUGCUUGCCAGCACUCUAUUUGAUUCGGGUCAAAAGGCCGAAGCUGCAAAGUACCUACGUCUUGUUGUUGCUCACAAACCUGCUUAUAAAAAAUUCUUGGAUCAGUGUGAACAAGAUGAUGAUAUUGCGAGUGAUCUUGCCCGUAGUAGGAGAGAACUCUGAAUUUCAUAAUUUUCUUCUGAUUUUAUUUAUUAUAUGUCAGAACAAUAAAGUUUGACCUAAAACUUUGCAUUAAUAUUUUGAUUAUUCGUCAGCUUAGAUUUCAGCUGCGCGACACAAUAAUCUGUAGAGGAUUGUUUCAUCAUUGAAAGAGCAAUACGUCCUACUCCUUAUAAUUAUAAAAAUACAAUUUUAGUC
Messenger RNA from Cajanus cajan (pigeon pea), 2025 nucleotides. Its product is annotated as ALBINO3-like protein 2, chloroplastic. The record is from RefSeq and is a predicted model, not a curated record. Gene Ontology annotation, biological process: protein insertion into mitochondrial inner membrane from matrix. Lineage: Eukaryota; Viridiplantae; Streptophyta; Magnoliopsida; Fabales; Fabaceae. Gene Ontology annotation, molecular function: protein binding; membrane insertase activity. Gene Ontology annotation, cellular component: mitochondrial inner membrane.